Messenger RNA from Scophthalmus maximus (turbot), 591 nucleotides. RefSeq lists its product as uncharacterized. NCBI's taxonomy places the organism in Eukaryota, Metazoa, Chordata, Actinopteri, Pleuronectiformes, Scophthalmidae. The coding region runs from base 1 to 549 and encodes 182 amino acids. The transcript is spliced from 6 exons. The record is from RefSeq and is a predicted model, not a curated record.
AUGCGGAGCGCCUGCCACAGUCACAGCACACGUCCGCCUGGAUGUGUCACAUCCAUGUUUCUCUACAUGCUAAUCUUCAUGGCCUAUCAUGGCAGCAGAUGGAUACCAAGGAAUAAGAGGUUAAAAUUUCAAAUACUCAAUGCAGUGUUCAUAGCAGUUGUUCUGGUUCCCCAGUUCUACGUCUUGACAAGGCCCAAGUCGUCCAGAUACUGCAGGCAGCCUCUUCUGAACAACCUGUCAGCCUCCAUUGCCUUGUCCUUUAUUGCUUCAGGUUUUUCAGUGAUCUUCACCUUGUUGGACCCAGUUCCUCAGAGCUUGUGGGCGUCCUACCACAUGUUCGGGCUGCUGUCGUGUGGACAGGGACUGUGUACCGCCAUCCUGACCCUGACAGCCGCAGCAUGUGCCAACACGACACCAGAGCUCUACUACACGUCUCUCGUUCUAACGGCGGCCUCCAUUUUCAGCACAGGGUUUUUCAUGGUGAGAGGAGGACUCUGGCUGGCGAGGGGGCAGCCUGUGACGGACCUGAGCGGGAACAAUGUCAGAUAAAAAACAGCCCAGCUGUCCCACGUUGACACCCGAGACUGCACA